Lathyrus oleraceus (garden pea) is the source of this 867-nucleotide messenger RNA. RefSeq lists its product as uncharacterized. The coding region runs from base 1 to 867 and encodes 288 amino acids. The record is from RefSeq and is a predicted model, not a curated record. NCBI's taxonomy places the organism in Eukaryota, Viridiplantae, Streptophyta, Magnoliopsida, Fabales, Fabaceae. The transcript is spliced from 2 exons. Gene Ontology annotation, molecular function: nucleic acid binding.
AUGUCCGACAAACUUUAUAAAGGUUGUCUAGUCGAAAAGCAAUCUAAAAAGUCUUUCAUUUCGAUUAUGCCAAUGAGAUCCUCCCGCAUACUCGAAGUUGUACAUUCAGAUGUAUGUGAAUCUUUUGAGGAGCAUACGAUUGGUGGAAAUAGGUAUUUUGUUCUGUUUGUCGAUGAGUUUAGUAGAAAGCUAUGGGUCUAUGCGAUCAAGCGAAAGGAUGAAGUAUUUGAAAUCUUUAAGAGAUUCAAGAUGCUUGUUGAAAACCUGAGUGAUAAGAAGAUCAAGCAUGUUCCUGAUACUAGAAGAAGGAAGCUUGAUGACAAGAGUGAACCUAUGAAGCUGGUAGGAUAUCAUAAAAUUGGUGCAUACAUGCAGUUCAAUUCAAUUAAUCAGAAGAUCAUGAUGAGUCGAGAUAUUGUGAUUGAUGAAAAUUUUGCUUGGGAUUGGAAUUUUGGUGAUCCAGUUGACAAGCUAUUGAUGAGCUAUGAUUUCGACGAAGCAAGUAGUGAUGUCGAGGUCAAAGAUAUUGUUAAUAUUCCAGUCGAAGUCAGAGUAGUUGAUGACAUUCCCGACAUAGUCGAAGUCAAAAAUGGUGUAUCUAGUACUAGUCAAAGACCUCAAAGAACUAGAGCUCGUCCAACCAGACUUCAAGAUUAUAAAGUGACUGAUGAUGAUAAAGUCACACGAGAUGGAGAAUUAGUUCAUUUUGCCUUACUUGCAGAUGGUGAAUCAAUCAACUAUAGCGAAGCCUUAAACGAUAAAAAGUGGAAGUCAUCUAUGGUCGAAGAGUUACAAGCAAUCAAAAGAAACAACAUAUGGGAGUUAAUCGAAUUGUCAGCACAUACAAAAGUUAUCGAAGAGAAGUAG